UGAAGGCGCCUGUUCAUAUGGGUCUUCCCGACUGAAAACCGAAAAAGUUUGAAGAUUUGAUGACAAAAUGCCUGCUUUACAUCGGAAUAACUCAUGACAACUGGAUCCACAAGUCUGUCUGUAAGAAUCAAGAAAUCAGUGAAACCAAAAUGAUAAGAGUCGGACUUAUUGGAGUGUUGCUAGUACCACAGACAAUAGGUUCAACAGGUUGCCAACCCCAUGUCAGUCUAAUCAAAGAGGAAGAAAAGUGUCACUUACUCAAGCCAGAUUUGGCUACAAACUGUUCUGCGUUGUGGGACCACCUGAACUGCUGGCCUCCCUCUGUUCCUGGGCAAACAGUCUCCCAGCCGUGCCCGGACUUCUUCAACUCCGAUGGCAAAGUGGAGCGAAACUGCACGGCUCAGGGCUGGACAGACCUGCUCGUCCCACAUGAGGAAGCGUGUGGAUACAACUUUAACAAAACACUGGCCUUUUUGGGAGAGCAGGCAUCAGAGACCCACAUGUACUUCUCCUAUGUGAAGACCAUGUACACAGUGGGAUACGCUCUGUCUCUCAUCUCCCUCACCAUCGCCAUCACCAUCUUCUGUCUGUUCAGAAAGCUUCACUGUACCAGGAACUACAUCCACAUCCAGCUCUUCUUGUCCUUCAUCCUGAGGGCCAUCUUCAUCUUCAUCAGAGACUCAAUGCUCUUCACGAAUGAGGAGCUGUACCACUGUGACUACUACCCGGUGGCGUGUAAAGUGGUCCUGAUGUUUUCAAACUACUCGAUUCUGGCGAACUACAGCUGGCUCCUGUCCGAGGGGCACUACCUCUUCACUCUGAUCACUCGCUCCUUCUUCUCCCUCAAGAAGUAUCUCACCUGGUACAUCAUCCUGAGCUGGGGAGUCCCACUUCUUACCAUUGUGUGCUGGGGAAUCGCUAAAUAUUUGUACGAAGACGAAGGGUGUUGGGAAACCAGAAGACACGAGUGGAUUUGGUGGAUCCUGAGAGUCCCAGUGCUCCUGACCAUAACAAUGAAUGUCAUAUUUUUCCUGGGGAUUUUGCGGAUCAUUGUGAGUAAACUCAGAAUGCCCGACGCCCAACGCAACGAGCUCAAACAGUACAAGAGGCUGAUCAAGUCCACUUUCUUCCUCGUGGCGUUGUUUGGUCUGCAGUACAUAAUCUUUGCCUUCUUACCGGUCUCUGUCAGCAGUUUAAUGUUCAGAAUAUGGACUUUUGCAGAGCUGGCCCUGUCCUCCACACAGGGUUUCGUGGUGGCUGUCCUCUACUGCUUUCUGAAUGGAGAGGUCCAGCACGAGAUCCAGAGGAGGUGGAAGAGAUGGAGGAUGACCAGACUUCUCCCCAGCAGACCCAGGCAGUACCGGGGCUCCAUCAGCCAGAGCGGGUCCCCCCUCACACAGGUCUCCAUGCUGCCCUGCUCCCCAUCCUCGCCCGGAAAGCACACAGACACUGCGUACAUGUAA
Molecule: messenger RNA, 1463 nt
Organism: Boleophthalmus pectinirostris (great blue-spotted mudskipper)
Lineage: Eukaryota; Metazoa; Chordata; Actinopteri; Gobiiformes; Gobiidae
Gene: sctr
Product: secretin receptor
Exons: 13
Coding region: 60-1463 (467 amino acids)
Biological process (GO): adenylate cyclase-modulating G protein-coupled receptor signaling pathway; cell surface receptor signaling pathway
Cellular component (GO): plasma membrane
Molecular function (GO): secretin receptor activity; peptide hormone binding; G protein-coupled peptide receptor activity
Source: RefSeq, a predicted model, not a curated record